This is a messenger RNA of Calidris pugnax (ruff), 4011 nucleotides long. It is a transcript of the gene CDKN2AIP, whose product is annotated as CDKN2A interacting protein. Gene Ontology annotation, cellular component: nucleolus; nucleoplasm. The record is from RefSeq and is a predicted model, not a curated record. NCBI's taxonomy places the organism in Eukaryota, Metazoa, Chordata, Aves, Charadriiformes, Scolopacidae. The coding region runs from base 1 to 1962 and encodes 653 amino acids. The transcript has 4 exons.
AUGCCCUUCGUCUAUUUCAGGCUACAUUCCCAGAUAACCACAUGCGGGGCUGAUGGAACUACUGUCUUGAAACAGGCAGAAUGGUUUGGGUUGGAAGGGACCUUAAAGACCGUCUGCGCCGCUGGUGACGUCAUCGCGCGCCGCCGGAAGAAGGCUGGGUGUCGCUUCCGGUUGUACCCGCCGCAGGUGAUGGAGAAGGCGCUGGAAAUGGCCGAAGGCAUCCAAGUGACCGGCGCGCCCGUCCGCACCACGAGAGACGAACUGGUUGCCAAGGUGAAGAAAAGAGGCAUAUCAAGUAGCAAUGAAGGGCUAGAGGAGCCCCCCAAGAAGCGAGCUGUUGAGAAGAGCAAAGAUACUAAGGAUACUGGAAAGGAUGUGAAAACAACCAAGGCAGAAGCCCCCAAGGAAAAAAAGCAGGGAAAAGACACUAGCAAAGAUCCAGGAAGCUCCCCAUCAACUUUGAGUUCAAAUCAAGAAACGGUCACAGCCUCGGAUGUAGAAACGGAAGGAAAACCUACUAAUGCUGAAAAUACUACUGAGCAAAAGCCACCUUCAGCUGAAAAAGAGUCAGGAGAGAAUCCCCCCAAGGAAAACAAAUGUGAAAAUGCGCCGUCGCCCGAAAAGAAAACUACAGUAAGUGCGGUGCCACCGGCUGCCAACAGCGCCCCGGAGGCGGCGGCAGCGCCACCGGCUGCCAAGAGCACCCCGCAGGCAGAGGCAGCGGUGGCAGCAGCGGUGACACCGGCUGCCAAGAGCACCCCGCAGGCAGAGGUGGUGGCAGAGGUGGUGCCACCAGCCACCAAGAGCACCCCGCAGGCAGAGGUGGUGCCACCAGCCACCAAGAGCACCCCACAGGCAGAGGCGGUGGCAGAGGCAGUGCCACCAACCACCAAAAGCACCCCGCAGGCAGAGGCGGUGGCAGCAGCGGUGCCACCCACCACCAAGAGCACCCCGCAGGCAGCAGCGGUGCCACCCGCCACCAAGAGCACCCCCCAAACCAGUGCUACGUUGCUGUCUUCCAAAAACCAAGCCAGCGCCCCGGCGUUGGCCCCCAAGAGCGGCGCUCAGGCGGCCGCCUCGCUGCUGCUGGCCCCCAAAAGUGGCACUCAGGCCACCACCUCGCUGCUGCUGGCCCCCAAGAGCGGUGCUCAGGCAGGCACCUCGCUGCUGCUGGCCUCCAAGGGCACCGCCAAGGCGGGUUCCUCGCUGCUGGCUUCCAAGAGCAGCGCCGAGGUGGCCGCUUCGCUGCUGGCCGCUCGCAGCGGGGCUCAGCAGGGCUCCUCGCUGCUGGCUUCCAAGAGCAGCGCUCAGGUGGCCGCCUCGCUGCUGGCCGCUCGCAGCGGGGCUCAGCAAGGUCCCUCCUCGCUGGCCACCCGGGGUGGAGCUCAAGCGGGUGCUUCUCUGGCCUCCAAGGGUGGCACGCAGGCAGGUUCACAGCAGGUUGCCUCCAAGAGUGGCACGCAGGCCAGCGAGAGCCCUGCCAGGGCUUUGUGCAAGCCGUUAACCAGCGAAGAUGCGAAGGAGAGGCAGCCUUUUUUCAACAGACUGUACAAAGCUGUGGCCUGGAAACUGGUCGCCGUCGGAGGCUUCAGCCCCAACGUAAAUCACGCGGAACUUCUGAACUCCUCUAUUCAGUCCGUAAAAGCCACGUUAGACGUUGCUUUCGUGCCCCUGAAGGAACUUGCAGACUUGCCUCAAAACAAGAGCUCUCUAGAAAAUAUCGUUUGCGAACUGAGGUGCAAGUCUGUCUACUUGGGUACUGGCUGUGGUAAAAGCAUGGAAAAUGCCAAAGCGGUUGCUUCCAGAGAAGCUUUGAAAUUAUUCCUCAAGAAGAGAGUUAUCGUGAAGAUAUGUAAAAGAAAAUACAAAGGCAGAGAAAUUGAAGAUUUGGUACUUCUGGACGAAGAAUCAAAACCUUCGAAUUUACCUCCAGCUUUAAGAAACCCUCGUGAGAUCUUGUAGGGGAGAACCGCUGUUUGUACCGUGUAUAGUAUUUCAAGACGAGGACUGAAGGUUAAUUUUGUACUUUAAAAAAAACGUAGGCUUCCAGAUAUUUUGUAUUUCUUUCUCAGUUUUGCAAGACAAUGAUAGUCCUUUCACUUGGUAGCAAUUGUAUAAAACUUGUUAGAGAUGACAAGUGCGCAUUUAAAGGUAUGCCUUAAUAUAUAGCACAGUAGUGUGCUGUUUUAUUUGCAAAAUAGUCUACCUAAUUCUUCUAUUUUUAAUUAAAAUGAUUAAGGUACAAUUUGCUGUUUAAAACCUGAACAAUUUUGUAAUUCUUACGAUUUGAUGGCAGUGUGCUCAGUUGUCUACCGUGUCUUUUUUUAGCCACCUAGAAGUAUGUAUAUAGGGACCAUAAUACUUGAAUGAUUGAAAGUCAUUGACGAAAUUUCAAUCAAAAAGAGUUGAAUCAUCCGUUUCAGGCCUGUUGCUCAUGACGUUCACUGUUUCUCGUACCGGGAGAGAAAAAGAGUUGGUUGACUUAUAUUUUAUUUUUUUUGGGGUGGGGGGCUGUUUUUGUAACGUUUGCAAUAGAAAUGACGCCCUUGAUCCCAUGUAACGUUAUACUAGCGGGUUAGAGCCCGUUUGACGUUACGCUGGCAAAUUACCAAUUAGCAGUCCAGUCGCAGCUGCUUCAGCCACUGAAACUGUAAGCAGAGACUUAAUUUAUGUUGUCCAAUAUCAUUUACGCUUUUUUUUUUUCUCCCCAAUAAACGCGGAUUUCUAUACUAAGCAUAUUUUUGACUGCUACUAAAAAAAAACGAUGAAACCUCUGGGAUGUGCUUUUUGUAAUACUUUGCUUUGGGCUAUUUGAUAUUCCAGCCAUUUCAAUAACUUUGCAACACCUGAAGACAAGCUUUACCUUUGAGUGGCUUCAAGGUGUAAUCCCACGUCCCUUUUCUUUGGGUGCAUAGCUGAAAUAACUGUAAAAUGGGUAGAGAGAACCGAUAGAAUUAUCUUAUUUUGAGUUUGGUAACGCUUACCAAGAUGAGCAAAAUGAGGAACGGCGCGUGAGUCGUCAAGCGCUCGCGCUAAUUGAGCCCCCCCUCUUUGUGACGUCGUUACGCCAUGGACAGAAUGGUUGGAAGGGGAAGAAAAAUGGGAGGUGACCUCUUUAUUUUCGAUGUUGCUGAAAUACCUGCACAAACUGCAUGUUUUGGUAUAUUGGUUAAUGACAUGUAAUUGUAAAAACAUAAUGUCUUCAGUGCUGUUUUGAAUUAAUCUUGUCCGAUUUACAGUAGUUAGCGUCAUUUAAUGGAGACUUUACACGUGGCUGGUGGAUCCAUGGAUCGAGUCCUCCAGGCAUGAACAGGAAUUCUGGGAUCUCGGUAGUAUGUACGUCCACUUAAAGACUUCCAGUUCCUUUGGUGUUGUUUUGGGACUAAACCACAGCGGUGUCCCUACGUGAUUGGGAACGGUGGGGGCUGUCCCAUCCGUAGCACCUGAACCUUGCCAGGGGCUCAUGCUUCCUGAUGUGGCCGAUGGAGACCUUCCUCUGUCUGUCCCCUGUGCCCUUGGCUUGGGGUUUCUCAGGAGCUGCCCCUCGGUCUCCCUGGAGCAUCUCCCGAUGUCGGGAAGCAGCGUCCGGCACAGCAGAGUUGUGUGGAACUCUGGUUCCCUGCUCGGUGGGAGUCAUGGUGGCCAUUGGGGACGUGUGACAUCUGUUCUCACACCCUCACCCUGCGCGGUGGAGACUCAGGAGGGCUGGUUUUGCGGGGUGGGGGUUGCAUCCCCUGUACCCCCUGAGGUUCAGCUUCUCCCAGAUGUUGUGUCUCCAGAUGUUGGCACCUGUGUUUCUCGGCUGUACAGCGAGGCUCGGGGUGUUGACUGACCUCCCAGGGAUGUGGGGGUGACGGUGUCACAAGGCUGAGGGGCUAGAUGCCUUUUUUUAAAAAAAAAAAAUUCCUGACUUAAGCUUACUUUUUUAAAAAAAUUUUUUGAAUGUUAUUCCUCUUUGAUGUUUGGUUGUGAUUCAUUAAAGGACGAGUCUGUAGCUACUCUUAAUAGAAA